AUAAUGUGUCUUCAAUUGGAACAUACUGCUAUAUGUGUAUCAUUUUUUAUAAUUUUAUUCAUUAAUCUAUUUUUAUCAAAUUGACCAUGUUGAGGAAGUAGGUGGUCAAGUAAUUUAGUCGAAUAUCUCACGUGUACUCACUUCACCAACCUCAUCAUAUGAUAAUUAGUGUGUUCAAAUGUCUUUUUCUUUUACGCACUUCGCAUAAGAAUAGUAAUUAACCAAAUAUACAUUUAAUUUCAUAUGGAUCUGUGUGAUACGUGUUUAGUUUAAAUUUGAUGUUUUUUCUGCAAAUCCGUCUUAAAUUUGAAGUGCCUUCAUUAGUUUUGGUUUUGAUUUCUUGGAUUUUUUUUUGUUUACUCAUGAAUGGCUGUGAGGAAUAAAUAAAUUAGGUAGAAGAAGAACUUUACAACAGAAAACAGAAAGAGCAGAGUUUCUCAUGGACACGAACACAACCGAAAAAGCAGCAGUAGUUAGUAACUUAGUAUGUCACACAAGAAGCAUUGGUCUCUUCUUCUGUUUUAGCAUUUCACCACUUCAAAUAAACGAAUUAUAAACCCAACUCACUGGUACUAAAAACAUGGGACUCCACCCUGUCUCCGAGGCCAACGCUUCAAGCCCCUUCGGCUCUCUCUCCGCCGCCGAAUUCUACUCCCUCCAUUCCGUCGCCCACUCCUCCGCCUACAUCACCAACCCAACCGGUCUCAAACUCUUCACCCAAUGGUGGACCCCUCUCCACCGUCCACCACUCGGCCUCAUCGCCGUCGUCCACGGCUUCACCGGCGAGUCCAGCUGGUUCCUCCAACUAACCUCCGUCCUCUUCGCCAAGUCAGGGUUCCUCACUUGCGCCAUCGACCACCAAGGCCACGGCUUCUCCGACGGGCUAACCGCUCACAUCCCCAACAUCAACCUCAUCGUCGACGACUGCAUCUCCUUCUUCGACGACUUCCGUAGCCGUCACGCUUCCUCCUCCUCCCUACCUUCCUUCCUCUACUCCGAGUCCCUCGGCGGCGCGAUAGCUCUCUACAUCACCCUCCGCCAGAAAUCAAAAUGGAACGGUCUCAUCCUCAGCGGCGCCAUGUGCUCCAUCAGCCACAAGUUCAAGCCCCCGUGGCCGUUACAACACCUCUUAACCCUCGCCGCUACUCUCAUCCCCACAUGGCGCGUCGUACCAACUCGCGGCACCAUCGCCGGAGUCUCUUUCAAGGAGCCCUGGAAACGGAAGCUAGCCUUUGCUAACCCUAACAGAACAGUCGGUAAACCACGCGCCGCAACGGCCUACGAGCUAGUAAGAGUCUGCGAGGAUCUUCAAAGCAGGUUCGAAGAAGUAGAAGUUCCCUUGAUGAUAGUACACGGUGGAGACGACGUCGUUUGCGAUCCUUCCUCGGUCGAGGAGCUUUACAUGAGAUGUAAGAGCAGAGACAAGACGAUAAAGAUCUAUCCAGGGAUGUGGCAUCAGCUGAUUGGUGAGUCUGAGGAGAACGUCGACUUUGUGUUCGGUGAUGUUUUGGAAUGGAUCAAGAACCGAUCUCAAAACGACGCCGUUAGCAAUGGUAGCAAAGCGUAAAAAAACGAUUUAGCUUUCAUAUAUAAAUAAAACGCUCCGAGAAUGUUGU
This is a messenger RNA of Brassica napus (rape), 1616 nucleotides long. Its product is annotated as caffeoylshikimate esterase. Gene Ontology annotation, molecular function: lipase activity. The coding region runs from base 581 to 1567 and encodes 328 amino acids. Lineage: Eukaryota; Viridiplantae; Streptophyta; Magnoliopsida; Brassicales; Brassicaceae. Gene Ontology annotation, cellular component: membrane. The record is from RefSeq and is a predicted model, not a curated record. The transcript has a single exon.